GUCUUAGGGAUAGGUACUGAAAUUCACUUAGAUUUUGGUUAAAUGUAUUUUCCACUUUCAUAUUUGUUGGGUACUAGACAGUAACAAUAACAACAAAGAAUCCUCGCAGCAGAAUCACUGGGUGGGUUGUAUUUGCAGCGAUUGGCAGCGUUUUAUUGGCCUUCUUGUAGAAGCUCUAUUGGCAACAGUUUUGUGGAGAAAGUGAGAGUAAACGUAGAGCUGGGCUUUCCUUUAAGUAAAAUCCAGCAGGACACGAUUGGUUUGGCGCUUUCACUGACCAGAAGUUCUCCUUCUGCAGAAAUCAAAGCGCUACGUGAUGGCCUUCGGUUUUGUGGGCACAACUUCCUUACUUGUCAGUCCUGUUUAUGCCGCUGGCUUUCCGUGGCAGCGCUGGGUACUGGCGUGCAACAUCACUUCUUCCUUCGAGCUUUCUGUGUGCUGAGCUAGCAGGAAGCUUGCUGCUGGGGGAGAAGAGCCCAGCUUCACAACUGUCUUCUCCCAGUGCUGGAAGGUUGUGGUACCUUGUGGACGCUAAACUUUCUCUUCUGUGGUACCCUCUGGGUUUGAGCACAAAAGGAAAGGCUGUCUUAAUUUUGUUUUCAACAUCUGUGUGAAAAAUGCUGUGCUGAUAAGCGCAGAAGAUAAAACGUGAAGCUCUUAUUUUGGCGAUUGUUGCUGUGUUAUAUAUUCUUAGUUCCGUCUUCAUUCCACAUGCUCACUGUUCUGGAAUUGCUAAGUCCCACCCUUUCAUCCAGAAGGUGAUGCUGGAAACCUGUAAUGAAUUGUUUUGUUUUUGUGCCUAGAUCUCUUUGAGGUGGGAUACAGUAAGAUGGCAAGUGUUUGCUUCUUCUUAGCAGCUUGUUCUGUUAAAAUGUUUUCAUUGGUUUUUUAUUCUGUGGAUUUUUUUGCAGCUGUGCUGAACAAGUAUUUAUUUGCUUUCUAUUAUUUAAAAUAUACGUUCAGAGUGAUGUCUUGCUGUAUGGACUUUGCUUUGAAAUGUUCUGGGGUAGUGAAUUGGCUGAAUCCGUGUUUAACUCUCCAUAUUAAGUUAGCACUGAAUUUUAUUGCAGUUUCCCUGAUAUACUUCUUAGAAGACAAGUUUCUUCCAGCUUUCUACAAGUGGGGCAUGUUCCGUGGUAUUUUUUGAGGCAAAGAGGACAUAGUUCUUGUCUGUUUAGAAUUUGUGGUAAGUUUAAUCAGAAAUCUAGAAACUGUGUAGAGCUGUUGCUCAUCAGACUGUCAGAAAGCAAGAGUAGGAGAAAAAGGAGUACGUCCAAAAUUCAUGCUGCGGUUUCGAAAGGUAGAAAAGUUCCUUGUUACCAUUUGAGAUGUAGAUUAGUGAAUUGUACCUACACCAUCAUAGCCUUCAGUCUAAUCUCCAAGGAAGACUUGUGUAGCUACCCAGAAAGACAAAAAAAAAACUUGACGCAAUGAAGCUCCAUGUAUAAUGCAAAUAGCUGUUUGAUUUCACUGUUUCAUGGUAUCUCCUUUCCUUAAUGAUAGGAUUCACUGACAGUUUUUUGCUUCUGCUUUCGAGCUUGCAGUCUCGAGAGAUGAAAUAUUUAAGAUGAAGAUGUAGUUCUUGUUAUGUCUGCCUUUCUGCUAGCUUUGGUUAUUGAGAAGUUGUGUGCUGACGAGCAUGGAAACUAUUUCUACACUUCUGAUACACUACUGAGCCUAGUAGUCGGAUCGGACGUGGUCCAGGGGAGUCAGUACUGCCCGUUAGGUUGAUUCUGUUUGUGCUUAAAGAGCCUGGAGUAACAGAACUGCCCGCUGUAGCUGCUGUUCUGUGACAUCUGAGAAAUGGAACGGGAGAGACUUCUGGCUGGGGCCGGUCCUGCUGCAGGGGACGGUAUGUUAGAGCUGCUGGAGCCAGAGUUUGUGGAAAGAGUGUUGAGCAGACAGCUGCGUGGCUCUUCGGCAGAGCUAAAACGUCUCUGAGAUACUCUUCCAUUUGUCAAGAUGGAGAGCUCAGAUUCUAGUGAUAAAGGAAAUAUCGAUCAAUCCGAAGCACAACGUCAGAGUCAGCUAGAUCGGUUAGAUCGAGAAGAAGCUUUCUAUCAGUUUGUAAACAACCUGAGUGAAGAGGACUACAGGCUUAUGAGAGAUAACAAUUUGCUAGGAACACCAGGUGAAAUUACUGAAGAAGAGUUGCUGAGAAGGCUACACCAAGUUAAAGAAGGUCCGCCACAGCAAAACAGUGAUGAGAAUAGAGGUGCAGAGUCCGCAGAAGAUGUUUCAAAUGGAGAUUCUAUAAUAGACUGGCUUAAUUCAGUCCGACAGACUGGAAAUACUACACGAAGUGGGCAACGAGGAAACCAAUCUUGGAGAGCAGUGAGCCGGACUAACCCAAAUAGUGGUGACUUCAGAUUCAGUUUGGAAAUAAAUGUCAACCGUAAUAAUGGGAACACAAAUCCGGAAACUGAGAAUGAGCCAUCUGUAGAGCCUUCCAGUGGGGAGGAUUUGGAAAACAGCCAAAGUGACUCUGAAAUUCCAAGGUCUGAAUCACCGUCUGUAAGGCAGCCUGGAUCAGAAAGGGGCACUUCAGAGGAGCUAACAACUGAGGAAGCCUCUUCUCCUAGAGGGCAGAGGAGAGCGAGAAGUAGGAGCCCAGAACAGCGGAGGACACGGGCUAGGACUGAUAGAAGUAGGUCACCUAUUAAUCCAGUGAGUGAGGCUACUCGCAGGUCUCAUCACAAUACAUCAUCUCAAACGCUUGACCAUUCCUCGGUGAAUGAAGCUGAGGGAAGCUCUAGAACUAGGCAGCAUGUGACAUUAAGGCAGCAUACAGUGGGGACUGAGAUGCCAAGUGAAAACGCAGUUCUGUUUUCAGCCCCUGAAACAAGACCUGUUCCUCAAGCAGCAGGUUCUUCAGAAACUAAUGGUGCCAGUGAGUCUGCAACUCCUGGGCAGAGGCCUCCUACCAUAGUGCUUGAUCUUCAGGUGAGAAGAGUUCGUCCCGGAGAGUAUCGGCAAAGGGACAGCAUAGCCAACAGAACUCGGUCCCGGUCCCAGACCCCUAACAACACGGUCACUUACGAGAGCGAACGGGGAGGGUUUAGGCGCACGUUUUCACGUUCAGAACGGGCUGGAGUGAGAACUUACGUCAGUACCAUUAGGAUUCCUAUUCGUAGGAUCUUAAACACAGGCUUGAGCGAGACUACAUCAGUUGCUAUUCAGACUAUGCUGAGGCAGAUAAUGACAGGCUUUGGAGAGCUGAGUUACUUUAUGUAUAGUGAUAGUGAUGCAGAUCCUAGUGGCCCAACUCCAAAUCAGAACGUGGAUGCUUCCGAGCCACAGAACGGAGGUGGUAGUAGUUCAAGCAAUGAAAGUACGGAUGUUAGCUCAGGGGAGGUGUACGAAGGUGGUAAUGAAGGUGGUUCAACAUCUGGUGCCAGACGGGAAGGUCGCAAUACAAGAGGAUCGGUCACGUUUGAAGAAAGUGGUUCUCUACCAUUCCUUAGCCUAGCACAAUUUUUCCUACUAAAUGAAGAUGAUGAUGACCAACCAAGAGGACUCACCAAAGAACAAAUUGACAACCUAGCAAUGAGGAAUUUUGGUGAGAGCGAUGCUCUGAAAACCUGUAGCGUGUGUAUUACAGAGUACACCGAAGGCAACAAGCUUCGGAAACUGCCUUGUUCUCACGAGUAUCAUGUCCACUGCAUCGAUCGCUGGUUAUCAGAAAAUUCCACUUGUCCCAUUUGUCGCAGAGCAGUCUUAGCAUCUGGUAACAGAGAGAGUGUUGUCUAAAUGAGAUCUGAAUUUAUGGCCAAGCAGCUAGUGUAAUAGUGAUGGGCAAAGAAGUCACUUCCUUUAUGGCCACUUUUUGAGUGGUACCUCAUUGUAUAGUAAUGACUUGGAGUGAAUCUUCCCUCAUGAGAGCAUUUUCUCUGUAUUCAAGCUUCUAAAAUUGUAAAAUUAAUUAGGGGUUUCGAGAUCUAGCCAGUUUGUGUGAUUAAAUUUCACUUGUCCAAAGACGCCUAUCCAUUUAAAAAUACUUUUUUCUUUAUGAAGUUCUAGCCCCUUCCUUCCCUCAGUCCAAUAAACAUUUUGUCCUAAAGAUUGUGCUUAUGAGGAAUCUGAGAAGUCAUCCCAGCUUAAUGUACAUGAGUGGUAGAUGAUUUUUUGCAAAAAAUCCAACUGACUGAAAAAAAAAUAACACGAAUUUAAUUGCACACUUGAACAUACUUUUAAUUUUCAUACUGGGUUAAUAUUGGACAUGUCUGUGUAAAUAACACUAAUGUUAGCCCUUUCCCCAUCACUAUGGCACGCUGUAGGAUGAGCUGUUAGCUUAAUUGGGAUAUUUAUCUUGUUGUGGAAAUAUAAGAAUUGCCUAUGCUUGUUUAAAUAAAAAAAAAUCUGUUUUAAAAUUGUAAAGCUUUUUUGUAGAAGCUCAGUACUUUUCCAAUGCACUGUUGUACUAACGCAUUAAGAAUUAAAAUUGUACCAUGCUUAGAAAUCGAGAAUGCUUUUCAUACAAAACCCACCACACAGAGAGCAAACUAAAUACAAGAGAGCUGCUUUUGUAACUGUGUGCCUGUCAAGAGCAGUGCAUAUCUGUACUAUUUAUGUGAAAAGCUACUGUAAUAUAAAAACGGUUGAAUUAGACAUCUUAAUUGCAUUUAAAAAAUGGAAAUUAAAUGUUUAUAAUUGCAGUGUUUUGGCUCAGUAAUGCCACCCAAAAAGAUGAUAAAAAUUAGAAACUGUUCUAAUGGCUGUUUUUUCUUUAUAUGGUUACUAAUAUAUAAUAAUAUAAACCGGUGUGUACCAGAUUAUUCCGUGAGGUUUAUGCCCAAUCUUUGCAUUUUUUACUUUGAAGUUUGAGGUAACCCUGUGUGAUUCUUCAGCAGACAAAUAGUGACUCCCCCCCCUCCACCAUCAGCUUCAGCAAUAUUAGUAAUCUCUGCAUCUGUUCAGUGAACGUGAUCUAUCCAGUGUUGGUUCGAGUGCUACAGAAAAAUAAGUAUUAACUGGGAGAGAUUAAUUAUUAGAGUGCUACAUUAAAUUUGGAGAUUAUAAUUGAUUACUGGAAUAUAUGUAAUCUUAUUUUUAAGAUUGGCUACACAUUCAAAAAAUACUCCUUAUACUCCCAUUGGAACGACUAAAAAUUACCUUUAGAAGUAUGUUUGUGGCACACUGAAAUGGAGAACCAGAAAAUGUGUUGCUGCCUCGACGUCAUCCUGAGCAACCUGCUUGGGUGGCCCCGCUCGAGCAGGGGUUGGACCAGAUGGACCCAGAGGUCCCUGCCAACUGCAGCCAGUCUGAUCCUGUACCUUAACUCAUCAGUGUCAGGGGAAAGCGUCCCUGCGCUUCAAUGAGCUGUCUUUGUUUUAUUCUCUGUUGUUGUUUUUUUUUCCCCCUAGCUUAUGUCUGCAACAGGGAAAGCAGUAUUUCUUUCACCUCCAGAGUGGUAGUUGCAAAGGGAUAUGAACUGCUCUUGCUGGCUGUAAGGGAAAUGUUGCGUGCUCCUCAGAUGAUAAAACCAAAGCUAGCCUAUCUUUUUUUUUUGCCUAAUUAAAAAACAUUUUUGAUGUUUUCUAGUGGUGGUUGCAUAAAAUACAGUCUCUGCUCUAAGCCAUUUUUAAUGUCUCAUCAGUUAAGGAUUCCACUAUGUCCCAAAAUUCCAAAUUUUUAAUACGUGUGCAUUUUGUAGUGUUUGGUUCAGUGGGAAACCCUGACUGGCUAUUGAGUUUGCUUUCCUCCUGGUGGGACACACCGUCAUGGCACAGGGAAUACAUGUUUUUUUGGGAUUUUGUUUAUUUUUAACAGAGGAAUAAAUAAGCUCGUGCUCUUAAGUUUUUCCCUCUGUGACAUGCAUCGCUCUAAAAUUGGAAGUUAGUUAUUAAUUUCAGGUGCUGGACUCGUGAAUGUAGGUAAUGUAUUUGAUGCCAAAAUUUCUUCAACAAAAUAACACUUCUGAAUUUUUUCCAGUAGCAUUCACAUAGCAAAUACUUGCUACUGGUUGCAGUUUCCGGUAGCUUUAUUGACUUACUGGAGCGUAGAAUCAGAAGGAAAAAAAAUCCUUCUCCACAUGAAUGCCAUUUUAGAUUUUGAAAACCUGACAUACAUUUCUGAAGACUAAGCACAGUGACCAGAAAGAAAGGAGCCCAUUAGUGCUACUUAACGUGAGGCACGGCUGCGAUGCGUGUCAUUCAACAUAGCUUUCUUUUUUAAUGUUCUGAGUUUCCAGUAACUGUACCCUUUGGUAGGCUGAACUUCACAGUUUUGUUAUAGCUUAAUAGUGGCAUGCCUUAACAUUUUAUCUUUCUGUAAUGAUAGCAACUAAUAAAAUGUUGGAGGUUUCCCAAAUGGUACCAAGAGCAAAUAAUUUAACCUCAGUUGAGAAGCCCUUGAGUGUUCUCAAUGUUUUACACGCGUUUUCCAAUGCUGAGUGUACUGAGGGUGCUAGGUGCCCAACGUCUGGAAGAGUUGGCAGGAAUUAAAUUGCUGAUACAAUGAAGAGCUCCUUGUGUAGCUGAGUCAUCUGUCGUCCUCUGCAGUAGUGCUGGGGAAGAGCAGUGUCCCAGCUGCUGGGAGCUGCAGCCAAAAGCUCGGUGGUGGCCACAAACGCCUUUGUAUCGUACCGCAUCCACAAACCCCGCGCCUUCUGCGGGACGGUUGUAGGGCUGGGAUCUGGCAAGAGGAAUUCCCAAGUGCUGCUGCAGUUUACCCUAAUAUCUUGAGGUAAUUCCAUUUCUGUCCUUUUAAGGUUAUGUUGCAGUUAGGAAAAGUCAGUGUUUCUACUUCGGUUGCUAACAAAAAGUGAAAUGCACUAAUUUUAAAGGCUCGCCGUUAGCCGAUUUUGCAGUUUAUGUCAUUAUGGUAUUGAGAUUUCGUACGCAUUGCUGCCCUCGGUUUACUCUUUCUUGGUAUUACAGGCGGGAUGCAGCACCUUUACUCACGCUUAUAGCCAUAUGAAAGGUUAAAAUGUCCAUUUUUGUGAUUUUGAGAUGCCUGCUCGUACAGAAAAGAGAAGUAUAGAGGCAGAGGCAGCCUUGUUGCGGCAGCUGCCUGGUUCGUAGUGCCACCUUGUGGGAGCCUCUCUUACCCUUCCUUCAGAGCCGGCACAAAUCUCCAUCUCGUCACUUGGAGCAGCCUGGUUUCUUGCAUCGAAGGCUUGCGCUUUGUUUUUGAAGGGGAUUCCCUGUUACCGCCUGCCUCUGCCUGCCUCCGUAGUUAUCGUGGUGUUUCUUUCAAACGGCAAACCACCCAAGCUGCUGUUGUGAGCGCUUAUCUGGUGGGUGAGCUGAAUUCCUGUCUUACAGGACAGCUCUCUGUCUGCAGGACCUCCAUACACAGCUGUGAAAGCAGUUGCGAGGCCAAAACCUGGAAGAACGGAUGGUAUUUUUUUAAUUAAGAGUAUGUUUGAUAGCUUAACUCAAAUUGCAAACUGAUACAGAGUUGUGGGUGCUUACUUUUUUUUUUCUUUCUUUCUUUAAAUUAGGGCUUUAUCCAUUAAAAGACUGUGAAGACUUAUUCCUGGGGUUUGUUAGAUUUCCUUUUUAUGUGCACUUUUUUUUUUUUAAUCACUUACAAGAGGUUGUUUUUUUUUUUUUUUUUUUUUUUUUUUAAAGAACUUGUAGGCAGUUAAUUGACUCAUUUUAAAAAUGAUUUCAUUAGUGUAGCUACCGCAUGCAUAGAAAUUACUCAUUAAAAGUUUAAAGACUUUUGGUAGGAAGUAUUAGCGUGCAUGCGUAGCAGCUGCACUAACACGAUACUGUACCAGUUUUGAAGGAGCCAUAAUUGUCCAUUGUGUCAGCUUGCAAACUAAUGCAUUUCCCACUAAUGUUGACACAAUGGACCAUAAUGACUGUCAUCCCAGUUUCCUGUCAGUUAGCUGGAUUAUGCAAAUACGUCGCGUCCAAAGGGCUGUUUCCCUGUCUAAUUGCAGGGGAUGUUUAUCUUGCAAGGGUUGCCUGCACAAUGGGGAGGCUCCACGCCGUGUAAUGAUAACGAGGGGCUGACUAGAAGACGAGGGAAGAGGCAGUGGCACAGCUGGCCGUGGGGCUGUGACUUUUGGCACUGCCAGGUGGCUUUUUCUGAAUCUCCCAACGCAAUCUUUGCCACCACACUGCAAGGUUCACCUGGUUGGUGUAAGCUGUGGCCUUAUCUUUGGCUUGAGAUCCUUUUCAUUACCAUAACAUGUACAUAUGUAAAAGUGUCCAAUAUUUUGGUUUUCUCCCCAUCAUACCGCAGGGACUCGUUGCUUGAUGAGGGUGUGUAGUCAAGUGUUGGCUCGGAGCCACAUUAAGGGAAUCUGUAACAAAUUCAGAAAUAUUUCCAAUCUUUGCAUACGCUAGCCUGUUUGUUUUUUUGUUUUUUUUUUGUUUGUUUGUUUCUUUGUCCUUGACUAGGGAGGGAAGGAGGAAGGUGAAGAGACAGAACUGAUGGUAACUUACCCAAAGUCUGUGUUGUGUUAAAAAAGAAAAUCAAUUUGCAUUUGUUAUACCAGGGCUUCCCAACCUCUUUUUGAGAUGUCUUUUAACUAUACUUUUGGGUUUGUUUUGAUUAUUUUAUGUGGUUUUGGUCCCUUCAGCUAAAACACCCAACACCCCUUCCUGAAUCUCCCUCUCUGCCAGUAUGGCUAUCGGUUGGGAAGCCCUGAAUUCAACUGAGAAUGUAACAGUUUUCUUUUUUUUUUUUUGUACAGUGCUUUACAUCUGUUUAUACUGAACUUGUUUAGUACAAAAUGGUACUCUGAGGUCAUCGGACAACAGUUCGACCAGAUUUGAUAGUUAAUAUUUAGGAGGAGUUUGUUCCCUAUGUAAGAUGUCAUAAUGCAAAUUUAAAUAGACUCAAUAAAAUGCAUGACGUGA
Cygnus olor (mute swan) is the source of this 8816-nucleotide messenger RNA. It is a transcript of the gene RLIM, whose product is annotated as ring finger protein, LIM domain interacting. Gene Ontology annotation, molecular function: ubiquitin protein ligase activity. The transcript is spliced from 4 exons. The record is from RefSeq and is a predicted model, not a curated record. Gene Ontology annotation, biological process: protein ubiquitination; ubiquitin-dependent protein catabolic process; random inactivation of X chromosome. Gene Ontology annotation, cellular component: nucleoplasm; cytoplasm. Bases 1963 to 3750 code for a protein of 595 amino acids. NCBI's taxonomy places the organism in Eukaryota, Metazoa, Chordata, Aves, Anseriformes, Anatidae.